UGCUUGUUGUGAAAACGUUUCCUAGAAAAUUAUAAUACCGAUUUGGUUCAAUCAUAUAAAUAUUCAUUUAAAAAACAAAGAUGCCUCGAAUAAUGAUCAAGGGUGGUGUCUGGCGGAACACCGAAGAUGAAAUUUUGAAAGCUGCUGUAAUGAAAUAUGGCAAAAAUCAGUGGGCACGUAUUGCUUCACUACUUCACAGAAAAUCAUCAAAGCAGUGCAAAGCACGAUGGUAUGAAUGGCUCGAUCCAAGUAUUAAAAAGACAGAAUGGAGCAGAGAAGAAGAAGAAAAACUGCUUCAUCUCGCCAAAUUGAUGCCAACACAAUGGAGAACCAUUGCUCCAAUUAUUGGACGUACAGCUGCCCAGUGUUUGGAACAUUAUGAGUAUUUACUUGAUAAAGCCCAGAACCGUGAUCAAGACAAUGAAGACGAUCCUAGAAAACUUAAGCCAGGGGAAAUUGACCCCAAUCCUGAAACAAAACCAGCACGGCCAGACCCAGUUGAUAUGGAUGAAGAUGAAUUGGAAAUGUUAUCGGAGGCUCGAGCCAGAUUGGCAAACACUCAGGGUAAAAAAGCUAAAAGAAAGGCCAGAGAGAAGCAAUUAGAGGAGGCAAGAAGAUUAGCAGCUCUUCAAAAGAGAAGAGAAUUAAGAGCUGCUGGUAUUGAAAGUCGACAAAAGAAAAGAAAGAAAAGAGGGGUUGAUUAUAAUACAGAGAUUCCAUUUGAAAAGAAGCCAGCACCAGGUUUUCAUGAUACUUCAAAUGAGACAUAUGACCCAUUAGACCCUAAUUAUAAAAAAUUACGACAACAGAAUUUAGAUGGUGAAUUGAGAAGUGUCAAAGAAGAUAGGGAGAGACAAAAAGACAAAAAGAAACAGAAAAAACGGAAAGAGAAUGAUUUACCUGGAGCUAUUGCCAGUCAAACAAAUUUUCAAGAACCUGUUAAGAAACGAAGUAAAUUGGUGUUACCUACCCCACAAAUAUCUGAUAUGGAAUUAGAAGAAGUGGUGAAAGUUGGACAAGCUAGUGAAUAUGCUAGACAGCAGGCUUUGGAGGCUGGACCAGAAGAUGCUGCAUCUAGAGGUUUACUUCAAGAUUACAGCAGUACAACACCUGGAUCUGUCAGUCUAAGAACAGCAAGAACACCAUCAACACAAGAUAAUAUUUUGCAAGAAGCACAGAAUAUUAUGGCACUCACUAAUGUUGAUACACCACUAAAAGGAGGGCUAAACACUCCUCUCCAUGAAAGUGACUUUAGUGGGGUUACACCUAGACAUCAAAUAGCCCAGACACCAAAUACUAUAUUAUCAACACCAUCGAGAACUCCAGGAGGUUCUGAAAUAUCUGCUGAUGGCAUUACCCCAAUUAGAACUCCAGUACGAGACAAACUCAAUAUCAAUCAAGGAGAGGACAUGAAUCCAGCUCUAGUUGACAAAUUCCAGCAAUAUGAAAUGAAAAGUCAGUUACGCCAAGGUUUGGCAGGAUUACCUACUCCAAAGAAUGACUAUGAAAUAGUUGUACCUGAAGAUGAGCAUGAUGGCCAUGUUGAAAUGAUGGACACAAAUGGAAUGGUGGAAGAUCAGGCUGACCUAGAUGAUAAGAGCCAGUAUGAAUUAGAACAACAAAGGCUCAAAGAAUUGAAAUUAAGAUCUCAAUCUGUACAGAGAGAUCUUCCCAGACCAACUGAUGUCAACAGCAAUGUUUUGAGAGUUGUUGGACCCAAUGACGCAGCCUUACUUGACCUGCAAAAAGCUGAAGAGCUGAUUAAGAAAGAAAUGUUGACAAUGCUCCAUUUUGAUGCUGUCUAUAGUCCCACACCAUCACAGCUUGGCGUUAAUCCCAACAGCAAGAAACAAACUCAAGGUAAAGCUAAUCAAAGUUUAGCUCACCACAAGGCUUACUUAGAAAACAAGCCCUACCAAAAGUUCACUGAGAAGGAACUGCAAGAGGCUGACAACAUGUUACAAGAAGAAAUGAAAUUUGUCAAGGAUGGUAUGGGACAUGGAGAUUUAUCCAUUGAUGUUUUUUCCCAAGUGUGGGAUGAGUGUUAUUCACAAGUUCUUUACCUUCCCUCUCAAAAUAGAUACACAAGAGCUAACUUAGCCAGCAAGAAAGACCGUAUUGAAUCUCUGGAUAAACGUCUUGAAACUAACAGAAAUCACAUGACCAGGGAUGCCAAAAAUGCUGCUAAAUUAGAAAAGAAGUUGAAAAUAUUAUUAGGUGGUUACCAAUCUCGGGCUCAAGGUUUGAUUAAACAAGUGACAGAUACUUAUGAACAAUUAGAGCAAACUUUUGUUGAGUUAAAAACAUUCGAAAAUCUACGUCAGCAUGAAGUUGGUGCUAUACCUAAACGACUGGAAUCCCUCACUGAAGAUGUCCAGAGACAAAUGGAACGGGAAAACGAACUUCAAAAACGAUACAGUGAACUACAAUACAAAUAUGACAAUUUUAAAAUAUUAGUCAAAUCAAGUUCUAAAUGAGAAUUGAAAGUUUUGUCAUGAAAUUGUGUUUACAAAAAAUUUGUCUUAAUAAAAUGCAAAUGAAUGAAGAAUUACAUACUUCUAUUGAGAAGGACAUUUCAAGUUUAUCUCUUAAAGGGAUACAAAGAGGUUUAUAGUCUUUUGGAUACAAAUAUUGUUUUCCAUUUGGACCAUUCCAAAUUUUGGUUCGACAACUGUGGGUACUGAUUUCAGAAAGAUUCGAUAUAUAUUCGCCAUUCUCUGUAUUCUGUUAAAAUGGCAAUAAUCAAGCUCCAUUGAAGUCAGUCUUGGAAUUGGAAUAGAUUGGAACCCAAGAUUGUCCCUGAUGCCUAUACAAAUAUGUGAUCUCUACUCCUAAAUGUCGCUGUAGGAUUAUGGAAAUAAAUACUAGAAAUCAUCUUCUGCAUCCCUGUUAAUGAUGGCUACCACCCCUCUUCUCUAUUGCAUGUUUAUGAGUGUGACUUUGGUGCUAAAUGCAUAUGGAAGAUCCUAUCCCAUGCAUUGGGAGGUUUAGUUUUCUUGAUGUACUCUUGAGAUACCGGUACAUGUAUUUUGAUAUUUGUACUAUUCAUAAUUAAUAAUUUCAUGAACAUUCAUGUAAGUAUUGUUAAUUUUAAUUUUAAAAAGAAAUUAAACAACAAUUUUGUAACUGAAAAUGUCAUUUGUAUUACAAGUUUAAGUUUUGGGUUUUGAUUUAAUACAUCUUAUGAUAGGGUAACUUCAUCAUAAACUGAUUAUUAUUUUGGAAGCAUGCUACACAAUAUAGACAAGAAAGAAAUAAAUACAAUGCAUU
This is a messenger RNA of Lottia gigantea (owl limpet), 3270 nucleotides long. RefSeq lists its product as hypothetical. The transcript has a single exon. Gene Ontology annotation, biological process: regulation of transcription by RNA polymerase II; mRNA splicing, via spliceosome. The coding region runs from base 81 to 2477 and encodes 798 amino acids. The record is from RefSeq and is a predicted model, not a curated record. Gene Ontology annotation, cellular component: spliceosomal complex; Prp19 complex. Gene Ontology annotation, molecular function: RNA polymerase II transcription regulatory region sequence-specific DNA binding; DNA-binding transcription factor activity, RNA polymerase II-specific. NCBI's taxonomy places the organism in Eukaryota, Metazoa, Mollusca, Gastropoda, Lottiidae.